This is a messenger RNA of Ruditapes philippinarum (Manila clam), 1473 nucleotides long. Its product is annotated as deoxynucleoside triphosphate triphosphohydrolase SAMHD1-like. The record is from RefSeq and is a predicted model, not a curated record. The transcript has 11 exons. Gene Ontology annotation, molecular function: dGTPase activity. Gene Ontology annotation, cellular component: nucleus. Gene Ontology annotation, biological process: regulation of innate immune response; defense response to virus; dGTP catabolic process. Bases 194 to 1432 code for a protein of 412 amino acids. NCBI's taxonomy places the organism in Eukaryota, Metazoa, Mollusca, Bivalvia, Venerida, Veneridae.
AACGUGAUAUUCUGUAUUGAUCUAACUUCUCUUUGGGCAGAACAAAGUGGUUAUUGGAUGAAACGCUUGAAUUUUCUGUUCAGUAUAAAUAUCACGUAUAAAAGUUGAAGUAAUCAAAUAGAGUGUUCAGGAUUAUUGAUAAAAUAACUCAUAUAACUGUUGGUAAAACUGCUUGACAGCCUGCCCAGGAACGAUGCGGUGGUUGAACUGUGCUCUAGGGAAUUCAAUGUGGCUAGCUGCCGUGAUCUGGAACGAAAACUACCAACAACACCACCAGAAAGAUUACACCAAAAAGAAACGUAAAAUGGCUAGCCCAGAAAAGAAGCGCAAAAUGGCUCCUAAGGUUUUUAACGAUCCUAUCCACGGUAAUAUAGAGUUACAUCCCUUGCUUGUGAAGAUCGUUGACACGCCGCAAUUUCAACGUCUGAGAUUCAUUAAACAACUCGGUGGUGUUUAUUUUGUGUACCCCGGGGCCUCACAUAACAGGUUCGAGCACUGCAUCGGCGUUUGUCACCUAGCCGGACGAUUCGUGCGAGCGCUUAAAGAAAACCAACCGGAACUGAACAUAACACCUGAAGAUGAACUUUGUGUUGAAAUCGCAGCCUUGUGUCAUGACCUUGGACACGGACCGUUUUCUCAUCUCUUUGAUAUGAAAAUUAUUCCUGAAGCUUGGGAAAAGCGUAAAAAGAAUGGGAAAUGGACGCACGAGCAAGGCUCGAUCGACAUGUUUGAUCACAUGCUGAAAGUAAAUGCAGGACUUGCAAGAGAAUUCAACGAUAUAAAAUUCACGGAAACCGAUAUAACAUUUAUUAAAGAAUUGAUUAAUGGACCAAAAAAACAUGAGCGCAAAGGAAGAACGGAAGAAAAAUGGUUUCUUUACGAGAUUGUUUCGAACGACCGAAAUAAGAUAGACGUUGACAAGUGGGACUACUUUGCACGUGACUGUCACAUGUUGGGUAUUGGGAACAAUUUUAACCACAAUCGGUUAAUAUCAUUCUCAAGGGUAAUAAGUGUCAAAGGAAUAGACGGAAAGUUUGAACAGCAGAUUUGCUACAGAGACAAAGAAGCUACAAACCUGUAUGAUAUGUUUCAUAUCAGAAAUUUACUCCAUCAGAGGGCGUACCAACACAAGACAAGCAACAGCGUCGAAAUCAUGCUGGCCGAAGCUUUGGUGUUAGCUGACGAGUUCAUAAAAUUCGAGGGCGAAGAUGGAAAACUUGUCUGCAUGUCCGAUACAGUCAAGGAUAUGAAGGCCUACACUCUUCUAAACGAUGGAGUCAUUCAUAAAAUCAUAGAAAGCGAUAGAGAGGAACUAAAAAAAUCAAAAGAAAUUCUUAAUAGGAUUCUUCGACGAGAUUUGUACAGAUGUGUCGGCGAAAAAAGGUUUGCUGGAGGGACGUUUGGGAAAGAAGUAAGUUUAAAUCGCUGUUGAAACAAACAGCGUGACGUUGCUAUGGUUACAAAUAACUCGAA